Molecule: messenger RNA, 1872 nt
Organism: Malassezia restricta
Lineage: Eukaryota; Fungi; Basidiomycota; Malasseziomycetes; Malasseziales; Malasseziaceae
Product: RNA-binding protein
Exons: 1
Coding region: 1-1872 (623 amino acids)
Biological process (GO): nuclear-transcribed mRNA poly(A) tail shortening; regulation of mRNA stability
Cellular component (GO): P-body
Molecular function (GO): mRNA binding; protein binding; translation repressor activity
Source: RefSeq, a predicted model, not a curated record
AUGCGUUCAUCUUAUUCUGCCGGCAUGCGCAAUUCACCAUCGCCUUCACCAGAUCAACAGUCUCAGCGUCCGACCAGCUCGAUGGGAAAUGCUAAUGGACUGCGAUUCUCACACGGCAACAAGAUGGGCUUGCCAAAUGAAAACAUCAUGCGAAUGUCGCAGUCCUCCCAGGAAUCACCGCGUGUGAUGAACUUGGGGAAUGGCGGGCAUAUGACAGGUUUAGGCCGAGGCAGCAACCUGCGCCCAAGUUCGGAGAUGCUUCCUGUCGGGCAACAUGGUACACCUGAAACGGACGUUAUCGACAAAUGGUUCGAGGACCUUCAAAAUUACGAGGCUACAUUAGAGGAAAUGGCGGCAGCAUCUCUUGACCAAAAUUUUAAGGAAGAAUUGAGUGCGAUUGAGCAGUGGUUCCGGGUAUUGAGCGAAGCAGAGCGUACAGCUGCGCUGUACAGUCUUCUUCAGGAGUCAACACAAGUCCAAAUCCGCUUUUUUAUUACUGUUUUGCAGCAAAUGGCUCGAAACGACCCUGUCGGUGCAUUUAUUUCGCCCAAUCCUUCAAACCAAUCUUUGAACGACCAGCUGGAAGCCAAAAUGGCACAGCUGGGUAUUAAAUCUCCCACAGCCAUGAAAUCUCCUUCCACUAAUACGCGAGCAUUUCAGCGCCAAAGCACCGGCUUCCUUUCACCCAAUUCGGCGUCAUUGUAUGGCUCUGCUAAUCCCGAUGUCUCCGCCGCGCUGGCCGCGCAAAGGAGCAAACUAAAAGCGAAUCGAACGUCGGCUCCUGGUAUCUUACCUAUGGAAUCGAUGACGUCUUACCAUGGCAACUCUGGCUUAGAAAACGUCCAAGAAAAACCUCGGACCAACACGGGGAACGCCCACGAGCGUCCACACUCAUCGGAUGUCUCCCGUUCUCCUCGUGCUAGUGGAUCUAUUGAAGAUGCCCUUUCACCCAUAAGUGUGGGUGGCAGUUGGGCUAGUAUGGUCAACACGCCUAUCAUGUCAAUGUUGGACAACAACAAUAACUCCCGCUCAGACGAUACCAACGCUAAAUUAGAGGCUACAGCAGCUCAGCUGGCUCAACUCAGUCACCACAUGUCUGCGACGCAAGCAGAAACACCCGACUCUGCUCGCAUGACUCGCGGUAGUAGUGCUCCAAGCAACACCACUCGCGGUUUUGCCGGUGAUCAGGCUGCCGGUCAUGCCAACCUUAUGAACACGCCAGCCAAACUUGGCAACAGCCCCCCGUUCAAUAUUCCUGCAAUGAGUCCCAAUGCCCUGGCCGGUUUGCAAAGUCCCUCAGGUGGUAUGUCUAACCCAGCCAAUCUUCAAAUGAUGAAUACGAUGGCCGCUAUGGGUGGUUUGAAUAACAUGAACUCGGCACAGCUUUUGGCGCUUCAGCAACAGAUUCUUCAGCAGCAGCAGCAACUGAAUAUGGCAGGCUUCGGAGCACAAGGCAUGCGCGGUGCGGGUCGCUCGAGCCAUCGUAAUUUCGGAGGAUUGCAAAGUCCACCCAUGGCUCCACGUAACUUGGCUGGAUCACCUCAACCGUCUUCACAUGUUUCAGGAGCUCAAGCCGAAGAGGAGGUAGCGGAUAUCUCUAUUCUCAACGAUGUGCCUGCUUGGCUCCGGCAUUUGCGCUUGCACAAGUAUACGCCUAACUUUGAGGGUUCUAACUGGCGUGAGAUGGUCAUGAUGGAUGAUCGUGCGUUAGAAGAAAAGGGUGUGGCAGCAUUGGGUGCACGUCGUAAGAUGCUCAAGACAUUCGAGGCUGUUCGUCAAAAGUAUGGAAUUGACCCGCCGGUCAACCCCCAGCCGGCGAGUACUGCCUCAGAGGGCAAGGCUUCUGAGAUGUCCUCCGAACCAAAUGCGUAA